Molecule: messenger RNA, 3105 nt
Organism: Ostertagia ostertagi
Lineage: Eukaryota; Metazoa; Nematoda; Chromadorea; Rhabditida; Trichostrongylidae
Source: the annotation of a GenBank genome assembly
AUGGAGGUCGACACUGCCACUGAUGAUUCUGCUUCUCAAGCAUCGAACACAUCGGCCUCCUCCAUGGCCAUACAAUAUUCUGUUGAUGAGCUACAAGAAAAUGGUACAGCGUUGAUUUCUGAUCCAAAUGCUGAAGCUGUGAGGAAUGAGGGAAAGAUGAGGAGGCUCAACAGGCGUCUGGCUCUCGCCAACCUGCAGCUUCCAAAACUAACCGCCUCGCUGGACAGUGUGAUUGACCUUCGCACAGAGGAGGAUAAAUUGGGAAAUAUGUCGUGGUUCAAGAAGAAGUUCCCAUCUGUCAAGACAGAUGUAGCAAAGACGGAAAACACAGCUGUGCAUCUACCAGCUAACGUUCCACCUAGCAUAGCUAAGCAAAAAUGCCUCAAGCAGUCUCUCGAAAAGAAGUUAGCUGAGAGAAGAAGGAUCGGGCUUGCAAAACGCAAGGAAUUGUAUAUGGAGGACAACGAGGGGCUUAUUGAAGACGAGGAGGAAGAGGAAAUUGAUGAUGGCAACGAUGCACAGUCGUCACAGAAAAAGAAGAAGGAAGAAGAACCAGAGGACAGCGAUGAUGACUACAGUGCUGAUGACGAGGAAGAAGGAAAGGAAACUGACACAGAAAGCUCACAAAACAGUGAAAUGGUUGAUGAAGAUGAAGAACAAAAGAGUCUAAACCUGAUGUUGGAGGAAGACGGAGAAACCGAAUCUACAGCUGGAAUGACUCAACCACAGUUUCCUAACUCACUUUCACAGUGGUUUGUGUCUGUCUGGACAGCCACUUCAUCCAGUAGAUGUGAGUUUUGCUUCCCUCUAUUGCUCGACUUAUUUUCUUGGCUCUCUACAAAUUAUUUUUGUUGUCAUACAAGGUUCCCGUAUAAAACUCGUUUGUCUGCCGCGUCGGACGACUUCAAGGGAGCCAAAUAUGUUAACAUCGGGACAUUCAGCGACCUAGAUCCUUUCAAGGAUAGUUGUGAGGACGACAUUUUGAUGCUUUGCUCUGGCCGAUUUGAAACUCAGAACUUAACUAAAUCAGAAGCCACCUCGGGAAAUGAUGCGCUUGAUAGGCACGAAGACGUGAACCAAAUCAAAGCGGCUCCCAAAAAGAAACGAGUUCUAAUCGAAUCUGACGAAGAGGAGGACGAUGAUAUGAAGCUUCCAUUGGAGGGAACUUCUGAAGAGAAGCUAAUGAUUACAUCGAAGAAGGAAGCUGAUUCGGACGACGAGCUAGCAGUUAUAAGGAGGCUUGAGAAGAACGAAUUUGAGAGGAACGAGUUCUAUUAUCAGAGCAUCGUGAGAAGUGGUUUCGAUGACGAGGCUUCUCUUUCUGGUGACGAUAUUGGAAGUGACUUGGAUGAAGAUGGAGAUAUUGCAAACGAAUAUGAAGCGGAAGAAGGUAUCAUGGUCGUUUUUCUGUGCGUUCUUUUUCUGAAACUUGGUUGCUUUAGGAGAUAUAAUGAUGAUGUUCCCGAUUCUGAUGUCAUUAGGAGGCAAAAUCACAAACUCUUAUUGAAGCAAGAAAAGGAUCGUGAGCACAAAGAGCUAGUUAAGCUACAAGAUAGGUUGCUGGCCGAUGGUGAUUUGGGUGGUUCCGAUACUAAUAGGACAUUCCGGUUAAAACUGCGAGAAGAUGUGACUGUCGUGGAAGGCAUGGAAGGAGACGCUGAGGCGCCAGAGGAAGAGCAGGAUGAAGAAGUUUCUCAAGCUCAUAUUAGAAGAGUUGAAGCAAUCAAAUGGCUCAUGGAGCACGAAUCAACUCAUGAGGGAUUGGACGAUAAGGAAGAGGAAGAUAUAUUUGAUGUGGCUGCUCGUUCAGUGCACAUUUCUACAGAAGUCUGUGUUAGUACUGUUUCCAAAGCUCCACGAUCUCUGCUUGGGCAACCCAGCCUCGCGAAUGCGAUCAAGGAAGUUGCAGCGUAUGGUGUAUGGCUUUUUUUUUUUUCAAGCACUGCGAUGCUGCGGCGAGCGUUAGCACGUAGUUGGCAAGAAGCUGCACAAAUUCCGCGCUGCAUGACAACUUCAACACGCUGCUAUGCUGCUGUGGGAGCUAAGGUGGUUCCUGCCAAGAUCGACAAAAGCGUUAUCGAAGAAGAUGCUGAAAAGCUGUCGAAAUUUGUCUGCAUAAACUAUUUUAUUCAAGAAUAUGUUAACAUCGGGACAUUCAGCGACCUAGAUCCUUUCAAGGAUAGUUGUGAGGACGACAUUUUGAUGCUUUGCUCUGGCCGAUUUGAAACUCAGAACUUAACUAAAUCAGAAGCCACCUCGGGAAAUGAUGCGCUUGAUUCGCACGAAGACGUGAACCAAAUCAAAGCGGCUCCCAAAAAGAAACGAGUUCUAAUCGAAUCUGACGAGGAGGAGGACGAUGAUGUAAAGCUUUCAUUGGAGGGAACUUCUGAAGAGAAGUUCUUUUGCGGUACAAUUCCCCCAUUCACGACGAUGGCAGCCGCCGGCGCUAAUGAUUACAUCGAAGAGGAAGCUGAUUCGGACGACGAGCUAGCAGUUAUAAGGAGGCUUGAGAAGAACGAAUUUGAGAGGAAAGCCAAUCGUGAGAAGUGGUUCGAUGACGAGGCUUCUCUUUCUGGUGACGAUAUUGGAAGUGACUUGGAUGAAGAUGGAGAUAUUGCAAACGAAUAUGAAGCGGAAGAAGGAGAUAAUGAUGAUGUUCCCGAUUCUGAUGUCAUUAGGAGGCAAAAUCACAAACUCUUAUUGAAGCAAGAAAAAGAUCGUGAGCACAAAGAGCUAGUUAAGCUACAAGAUAGGUUGCUGGCCGAUGGUGACUUGGGUGGAUCCGAUACUAAUAGAACAUUCCGGUUAAAACUGCGAGAAGAUGUGACUGUCAUGGAAGGUGUGGAAGGAGACGCUGAGGCGCCAGAGGAAGAGCAGGAUGAAGAAGUUUCUCAAGCUCAUAUUAGAAGAGUUGAAGCAAUCAAAUGGCUCAUGGAGCACAAGUCUGUGUUUAAUACUGUUUCCAAAGCUCCACGCGAUCUCUGCUUGGGCAACCCAGCCUCGCGAAUGCGAUCAAGGAAAUUGCAGGUGUUUCGAGUGCAAAACAGCUUUACGUUAAUAACUCAUCCAUGGAGCGGAAGAGAUCAUCUUCGCCUUCCUUGGUGA